Molecule: messenger RNA, 6332 nt
Organism: Varanus komodoensis (Komodo dragon)
Lineage: Eukaryota; Metazoa; Chordata; Lepidosauria; Squamata; Varanidae
Gene: MET
Product: MET proto-oncogene, receptor tyrosine kinase
Exons: 21
Coding region: 227-4375 (1382 amino acids)
Biological process (GO): phagocytosis; cell migration; nervous system development
Cellular component (GO): membrane; signaling receptor complex
Molecular function (GO): protein binding; ATP binding; transmembrane receptor protein tyrosine kinase activity
Source: RefSeq, a predicted model, not a curated record
GCGGCGUCUCCGCCUCCUUCCCCUCCAGGUGGCUCCCUCGGAGCGGGGGAAGAGGAGAGGAGAGGAGAGGAGAGGCGGGCAGGCAGGCAGGCAGAGCGAGCGUGUGGGCUCCCGCAGUCCCGCGGCGGCGGGGGAGCGUCAGCCAGGGGAUCCAGAUGCGAAGCAGUCGCUGGCUGAACAGCUGCGCCCUCGCCUUCGGCAAGCAAGCCAGGUUAAAUCUGCAGUAAUGAAGCCCUUUGCUAUUUCUGCCUCAGGGAUGAUUUUAUUUCUGUUCACCUUGGUUCAGAAGAAUGACAGUAAAUGUAAAGAAGCAGGUUCAAAGCAAGAGAUAAAUCUGAAUGUCAAAUAUCAGCUCCCCAAUUUCACUGCAGAAACCCCAGUACAAAAUAUAGUUCUGUACAAGCACCACAUCUAUGUUGGAGCAGUCAACAAAAUCUAUGUCUUAAAUGAAAGCCUUCACAACAUCUUUGUGUAUCAGACCGGACCUGUUUUGGCAAACCCGGAUUGUGCUCCCUGUGAAGAAUGUAGACCUAACAUAAAUCAAUCUGCGAAUAUCUGGAAGGAUAAUACCAACAUGGCAUUGCUCUUAGAAACAUACUACAAUCAUCAACUCAUCAGCUGUGGGAGCGUCGCAAAAGGAACGUGCCAACGCCAUGUCAUUCAUCUGGAUAAUCCUGCUGACAUUGGACAUACAGUGCACUGUAUGUAUCCAAAAGUGAUUGAUAAGGAAUCAGACCAGUGUCCUGACUGUGUUGUAAGCCCUCUAGGAACUAAAGUUCUGGUAACAGAAAAGGAAAGAUUUGUAUACUUCUAUGUUGGGAAUACAGUAAAUAAUUCAUCUCAGCAAGACAAUUUGCUGCAUUCAAUAUCAGUUCGGAGAUUAAAAGAAAGUCUGGAUGGGUUUGAGUUUCUCACGGCUUACUCGUAUAUUGAUAUCCUUCCAGAAUUCAGGGAUUCAUACCCCAUUAAGUAUAUUCAUGCCUUUGAAAAGGACCACUUUGUGUACUUUCUCACUGUCCAGAGAGAAUCUCUAGACUCCCAGGCUUUUCACACAAGGAUCAUACGGUUCUGUUCUUUUGAUUCCGAGUUGCGCUCAUACAUGGAAAUGCCCCUUGAAUGCAUUUACACUGAAAAACGUAGGAAGAGGUCAAGCAAGCGGUCAAAUGAGGUAUUCAAUCUUUUGCAGGCUGCGUAUAUUGGUAAGCCGGGUGCAGCCUUAGCCCGGGAAAUGGGUCUCGAUGUGAACGCAGAUAUUUUAUAUGGUGCUUUUGCUCAAAGUAAACCAGACUCUUCCGAACCAAUUCAUAAAUCUGCUGUCUGUGCAGUCCCUAUCAAAAUCAUUGAUGAAUUCUUUGGCAAGAUUGUAGACAAACAAAACAUGAAAUGCCUUCAGCAUCUGUACAAGACGAACAGCAACUACUGUCUGAACAGGGCAUUUUCAAGAAACACUACCUAUUGUGGAGCACAGGAUGAUGAGUAUCGGGUGGAGGUUACAACACCUUUGCAACGGAUUGACUUGUUCACACAGCAGUUCAACACCGCCUUGUUAACAUCUAUAUCUGUGUUCACCAAACAAGACCUUACCAUAGCAAAUCUGGGUACAUCUGAAGGCCGCUUCAUGCAGAUAGUGAUUUCUCGUUCAGAACGCACAAUGCCAUAUGUGAAUUUCCACCUAGAUUCCCAACCUGUUUCUCCAGUAGUUAUAAUUGAGAAUUCACCAGGCAGCAGUGGCUAUACCCUGGUCGUCACCGGAAAGAAGAUAACCAAGAUCCCAUUAAGUGGGCCAGGGUGUUCUCACUUCAGUACCUGCAGCCAAUGUCUCCUGUCACCUUCCUUCAUGAACUGUGGCUGGUGUGACGAUCGGUGUGUGUGGUCAUGGGAGUGCAGCACAGGAGGGUGGACCCAGGACACGUGCUCACCCAAAAUCUCUGAGAUUCUUCCAAGUAGUGCAGCUUUUGAUGGUGUAACAAGGCUGACCCUGUGUGGGUGGGACUUUGGAUUCAGCAAAAAUAAUAAGUUCAGUUUAAAAAAAACAUCAGUUCUUAUUGGAGGACAGCGAUGCACCCUGGAUGUCAAAGCUAGUGACAAAAACAAGUUGGAGUGCACAGUCAGUGCUGUAAAGAAUGCACGUUUUAAUGUUUCAAGCAUUGUUUCAAAUGGACAAGCUAAUUCUUCCUUCCAUACAUUUUCUUAUGUGGAUCCCAAAAUAAGAAGUAUCUCCCCCAGCUGUGGUCCAAGAUCUGGUGGAACAUUGCUGACACUAACUGGAGAAUACCUAAGCAGUGGGAAUUCUCGGGAGAUUUAUGUGGGUAAAAAGCAGUGCAGCUUAACCAGCGUAAAUGAUAGUACCAUAAUGUGUUACACCCCUCUACAAAGAGAAAUGUUGGAGUGUCCUGUUCAAAUGAAAAUUGACUCAGUCUUUCGGACAGCUGGUCAUUUUACAUACAGAGAAGACCCUUCUGUUUCUAAAAUUUAUCCAGCCAAAUCUUUUCUUAGUGGUGGAAGCACCAUUACCGCACAGGGGAUCAAUUUGAAUUCAGCAUCCUCUCCCAAAAUGGUGGUUCAAGUAUCUAAACUAGGCAAAAACUUUACCGUGGCAUGUAACAAUCGGUCAAAUUCUGAGAUAACUUGCUAUACAACUCCCUCACUGAAGUUCUACAACCUGACGCUUCCAUUUGUGACAAAAGUUUUUUUCAUUUUUGAUGGUGUCAUUUCAUCUGGUUUUAAUUUUGAUUAUGUGAAUGACCCUAACUUUACAAUUUCUGAAGAACCAGUGCUGAUUUCCAAUGGAAACCAAAAUAUAGUGAUUAAGGGAAAAAAUAUUGACUUGGAAGCUAUUAAAGGUGAAAUACUACAAGUUGGAAACAAGAGCUGUGAGAAUAUCACCUUGAAGUUGCAAUCUGUUUCAUGUACUGUUCCGAAGGAGCUACUGAAAAUGAACCGUGAACUAAAUAUAGUGUGGAAGAAAGAAGUUUCAUCUGUAGUUAUUGGGAAAGUAAUGAUUCAAGCUGAACAGAAUUACACAGGACUUAUUGGAGGCAUUGUGUCAGUACCAAUUCUUCUCUUGUUACUGCUUGGACUUUUCCUGUGGAGAAAAAAAAGAAAGCAAAUCAAAGAUUUAGGCAGAGAAAUUGUCCGCUAUGAUGGAAGAGUGCACACUCCUCACUUGGACAGACUUGUGAGUGCAAGGAGUGUGAGCCCUACAACUGAAAUGGUGUCAAGUGAAUCUGUAGACUACAGAUCAACUUUUCUAGAAGAUCAAUUUCCAACUUUCUCUCAGAAUGGAUCAUGUAGACCAGCCCAGUAUCCUCACACAGACCUAUCUCCCAUUCUGUCUACUGGAGACUCUGAUUUAGCCAGUCCAUUGUUGCAGACCAAUGUCCACAUUGACAUCAGUGCCCUAAAUCCUGACUUGGUCAAAGAAGUGGAGCACGUGGUUAUUGGUGCCGAUAGCCUGAUAGUACAUUUUAGUGAAGUAAUAGGAAGAGGACACUUUGGCUGUGUUUAUCAUGGAACUUUAUUGGAUACUGAUGGCCGAAAAAUUCAUUGUGCUGUGAAGUCCCUGAAUAGGAUUACAGACUUGGAUGAAGUUGCCCAGUUCCUAAAAGAAGGGAUUAUAAUGAAGGAUUUCACUCAUCCUAAUGUCUUAUCAUUACUUGGAAUAUGCUUACCCAAUGAAGGGUCACCUUUGGUGGUGCUUCCUUACAUGAAACAUGGAGAUCUUCGAAACUUUAUUAGAAAUGAGUCUCAUAACCCAACAGUAAAGGAUUUGAUUGGAUUUGGCCUCCAAGUGGCAAAAGGGAUGAAAUACCUUGCAAGUAAAAAGUUUGUCCAUAGAGAUUUAGCAGCAAGAAAUUGUAUGCUGGAUGAAAAAUUCACUGUCAAGGUUGCUGAUUUUGGCCUUGCUAGAGAUGUCUAUGAUAAAGAGUACUACAGUGUACACAAUAAAACUGGAGCCAAACUACCAGUAAAAUGGAUGGCACUGGAAAGUUUGCAAACUCAGAAGUUCACUACAAAGUCAGAUGUGUGGUCCUUUGGAGUGUUGCUUUGGGAGCUGAUGACAAGAGGGGCACCCCCCUACCCUGAUGUCAACUCUUUUGAUAUCACUGUCUACUUGUUACAAGGAAGACGGCUUUUGCAACCCGAAUAUUGCCCAGAUCCACUGUAUGAAGUCAUGCUCAAAUGUUGGCAUCCUAAACCUGAACUGCGGCCAGCAUUUUCUGAGUUAGUUUCAGAUAUAUCAACUAUCUUCUCCACUUUCAUUGGGGAGCAUUAUGUUCACGUGAAUGCUACUUAUGUCAACGUAAAGUGUGUUGCACCUUAUCCAUCUCUUCUGUCAUCACAAGACAACAUAGACAGGGACGCAGAAACAUGACCAGGCAUAUUAACUAUACUGUUAAAGAGGGAAGAGACCAUAAAUACUACUUUUUUCGCCAGCUGGUUUUUGUGAAAGCACUAUGUGUGUAUGUGUUGUACAAAUUGCACUAUUUUGAAGAGACAAUUUCAUGUUGCUGAAAGCUACAGGAUUACAUAUUGUCCAGAUAAAAGUUUUAACUGUGAUGGGCGACUGUAAUGUUACUGCCAAUGUUACUGUUGCAACACUUAAUCUAUUGCCAGCUAUCACUCAUUUGAGAGUAAUCCAGCUGCUGCUAUAAAUUACACUGUGUGCAACUGAUGAAUUCAGAGGUCAUCAGUCAUUUAGAGUGCCAGGCACUUAAGGAAUGAGUUAACACUAUUGGUCAGCAAUCUUUUGUGUGUAAGGAACAAGCUAAAUAAUGACUAUAUCAGGAUUUCACAGAUUCAUCUCAUUUCUAGCCAAGGUUUGCUUUGCUUGCUAUAAGGAAUCGGGCUUCUUUGGAGGCAGACAGGUAGCCUCCAGGUGAAUAAAUGGGCACUUGCUACAUUGUCCAAGGGACCACAACUGUUGAGUUUUCAAAAUAGUUUGGAACACAGUUUGCAUUUAUGUGAUGAAAUAAUUGCAACAGCUUUCGGGAACAAGCAUUCCCUGUAAAUAGUAGGCCAGCACAGCAAACAGUAGGUUGAACAAAUUUGUGGGCAACCUUCCCUAAUGGAGAUUUUAAAACUGUAUAGAAGCCAGAAGGAGAGCAGCUAGGUAGUAACUUUAGGUUUUAGCAACAGCAGCUCUGUGUGAAUCAAAGAAGGAGUUUCAGUUACAGCAGAAGAGCAGUGAAGAAUUCAAAAAAGGAUGUUAGACAACCCUGAACUAAAUGGUGUGCAGAACUGUGUAAUUGCUGCUAAGCUGGGCAUGUCACAUCGAGGCAGAGAAGAAAUUUUGAUGCAAUGCAUAGCUGCUUGAUGCUUUCAAUUGGUUCUGUAGAUUGUGACAUGCCAUAUGUCUUCAUGAUGACCAAAAUAAAGAUUUUUAAAACAGAAAGUAACUUAAGGAUUUUUUUUUUUGUUUUUGAAGCUGUGCUCUUAACUUUUGAUUGAGCAUCAUAUUUCAGUUCUGUUCCUGUGGAAUUCUGUGCAUUCUACUGUAUAGACUGGUGUAGGAUUAAUCCCUAGGGGGUUUCGUUUUGGUGUAAACCCUUUCAAAGCAUUCUAUUUUUAUAUUGAAAUGUUUAUUUUUAAUUUUAUAUAUUAUAUAUAUAAAGUUUUGUUAGGGCAUAAAAUACUGCACUGUGAACACUUCAAAAUUACUUGUAUCAGCCUUUGAUUCAUAAGCUGUAAAGAGAUUAAAAAUCAUAUUCCAUAAUUAUUGGCAAUAGAAAUAGCUGAUUGCAUGCUAUCUCCAUCCCAAGUGUUAAAAUACCCAUUGCUGGAAUCAAAAACAUUUUCAGCAUCUUGGAGGAGGUGAUGCCUAUAAAGGAUCCAAUUAUAAGGGAGAUUUAUUGUUCUUGAGAGAGAAUGCUACACUGAAAGAUUUAUGAUGAGCUUGGAGAGGGUAAGCAAACUACUUGCUGAUAAUUCUGGAUUGUAUUAAACUGCCACAUCCAUUUCAGCAGCAAAUACUUCAUGUGUGCUAAGAGCAAUGUUAAUUGUGAAUUGCCUUAGCACAAAAAAAUUCUGCUGCAAGCAAAAACAAGGAAAAACGCUCUUGAGAGUUAAGGAGAAUUAUGAUGCCAUGGUUUAGUGCAGUUAUUCUAAACCUGUGUACACAUGCAAUAGGAAUGUAGGGUUGGGUGGGGGAUGAAACAAUUAUACUAUUUAUGAGAAGAAAUUAAUGUCGUGGCUGGGAUACAUGUAAAUAAUCUGUGAUUCUUGUAGGGAUUUGAUGUUUGUAUAUUCAUAUACCUGCCAAUAAGCUGGAUGGUACUUACCUUUAUAAUUGUGAUGACUUAGCAAACUUAUUAAAAUAAAGUAAGCAUUUG